Coregonus sp. 'balchen' is the source of this 3918-nucleotide messenger RNA. The record is from the annotation of a GenBank genome assembly. Lineage: Eukaryota; Metazoa; Chordata; Actinopteri; Salmoniformes; Salmonidae.
AUGAGGUUUGUCUAUCACGAUCGCAAAUAAAAUCGUGCGGUGAGCACAAAUUAUCAUAAAAACUCUGGUCAAAACUGACCUCUCAUCAUCAGAACCUAGAUAGAGAUCCUAUGAAGCUACCAAUAUGUUAUACUGCAGGGUAGGCCUACAAAUGUACUGUCUCAGAUUGUUGUUGACCAAACAGCACUCAUCUGAUCUAUGUUUGUGACUGUCCAUGCUGUGCUGUGAUCUCCCCAGGCCUGUUCCACAGAGCUAUCAUCCAGAGUGGCUCAGCCCUGUCCAGCUGGGCCGUCAACUAUCAGCCUGUCAAGUACACCCGCAUGCUGGCCGAGAGGGUGGGCUGCAAUGUGUUGGACACCCUGGACAUGGUGUCCUGCCUGCAGAAGAAGAGUGCCAGGGAGCUGGUGGAGCAGGACAUCCAGCCAGCCCGCUACCACGUAGCCUUCGGCCCCGUCAUCGAUGGUGACGUCAUCCCCGACGAUCCCGAGAUCCUGAUGGAGCAGGGCGAGUUCCUCAACUAUGACAUCAUGCUGGGCGUCAACCAGGGGGAAGGGCUGCGCUUCGUGGAGACUGUGGUGGACCUAGAGGACGGCGUGUCUGGCAGCGACUUUGACUUUGCCGUGUCGGACUUCGUGGACAGCCUGUAUGGCUACCCGGAGGGGAAGGAUACUCUGAGGGAGACCAUCAAGUUCAUGUACACGGACUGGGCUGACAGGGACAACCCGGAGACCAGGAGGAAGACAUUAGUCGCCCUGUUCACUGACCACCAGUGGGUGGAGCCCUCGGUGGUGACGGCUGACCUGCACGCCCGCUACGGCUCACCCACAUACUUCUACGCCUUCUACCACCACUGCCAGAGCCUGAUGAAGCCUGUGUGGUCGGACUCGGCCCACGGAGACGAGGUGCCCUAUGUGUUUGGCAUCCCCAUGGUGGGAGCCACUGACCUGUUCCCGUGCAACUUCUCCAGGAACGACAUCAUGCUCAGCGCUGUGGUCAUGACCUACUGGACCAACUUCGCUAAGAGUGGGUGAGUACAGUACCCUGAGACCUGGUCAGACUCAGACAGGAUCCAUUCUGUCAAUCCCAAAUCAGGCUUGAUUGUGGUAUGCUUGUAUAGUAAAACUUCUUUCACAUCAUUUCCCAUUUGUGUCCCUGUAUUUGCCUAAAAAGUAUUCCUAAUCAUAUGUAAAUGUGUAUUGAAGCCUGUGCAUAAGAACCAAUAUUUAUAGACAUACAGAUGCACUUCACAUGUACAGUGCCUUCAGAAAGUAUUCACACCCCUUGACUUAUGUAGAGUCAAUAAGUAUUCAAUCCCUUUGUCAUGGAAAGCCUAAAUAAGUUCAGGAGUAAACAUUUGCUUAACAAGUCACAUAAUAAGUUGCAUGGACUCACUCUUUGUGCAAUAAGAGUGUUUAAUAUGAUUUUUGAUUGACUACCUCAUCUCUGUACCCCACACAUACAGUACAAUUAUCUGUAAGGUCCCUCAGUCGAGCAGUGAAUUUCAAACACAAAUUCAACCACAAAGACCAGGGAGGUUUUCCAAUGCCUCGCAAAGAGGGCACCUAUUGGUAGAUGGGAAUAAAUAAAUAAAAAAGCAGGCAUUGAAUAUCCCUUUGAGCAUGGUGAAGUUAUUAAUUACACUUUGGUCGGUGUAUCAACACACCUUAUCACUACAAAGAUACAGGCAUCCUUCCUAACUCAAUUGCCGGAGAGGAAGGAAACCGCUCAGGGAUUUCACUAUGAGGCCAAUGGUGACUUUAAAACAGUUACAGAGUUUAAUAGGUGUGAUAGGAGAAAACUGAGGAUGGAUGAACAACAUUGUAGUUACUCCACAAUACUAACCUAAUUGACAGAGUGAAAAGAAGGAAGCCUGUACAUAAUACAAAUAUUCCAAAACAUGCAUCCUGUUUGCAACAAGGCACUAAAGUAAUACUACAAAAUGUUAUGUUUGAGGCAAAUCCAAUACAACACAUUACUUAUUUUCAAGCAUAGUGGUGGCUGCAUCAUGUUAUGGGUAUGCUUGUAAUCGUUAAGGACUGGGGAGUUUUUCAGGAUGAAAAAUAAACGGAAUGGAGCUAAGCACAGGCAAAAUCCUACAGGAAAACCUGGUUCAGUCUGCUUUCCACCAGACACUGGGAGAUGAAUUCACCUUUCAGCAGGACAAUAACCUGAAACACAAGGAUACAUAUACACUGGAGUUGCUUACCAUGAAGACAGUGAAUGUUCCUGAGUGGCCAAGUUACAGUUUUAACUUAAAUCUACAUGAAAAUAUAUGGCAAGACCUGAAAAUGGUUGUCUAGCAAUGAUCAACAACCAAUUUGACAGAGCUUGAAUAAUUUCUUAAAGAAUAAUGGGCAAAUGUUGCACAAUCCAGGUGUGGGAAGCUCUUAGAGACUUACCCAGAAAGACACACAGCUGUAAUCGCUGCCAAAGGUGCUUCUACAAAGUAUUGACUCAGGGGUGUGAAUAUUUAUGUAAAUUAGAUAUUUGCAAACAUUUCUAAAAACAUGUUUCACUUUGUCAUUUUUUUUUUUUUAAUCCAUUUUGAAUUCAGGCUGUAACACAACAAAAUGUGGAAUAGGUCAAGGAGUAUGAAUGCUUUCUGAAGGUACUGUAGAUGAUGCUCAGUAGAAGGAGGGUUUUGAAUGUGCUUCAAUGAAAAAUGUAGGGCAGUGUUUCCCAACUCCAGUCCUCGAGUACCCUCAACAGUACACAUUUUUGUUGUAGCCCCAGACAAGCACACCUGAUUCAACUUGCCAACUAAUCAUCAAGCCCUCAAUGAGUUGAAUCAGGAGUGUUUGUCUGGGUCUACAACAAAGAUGUGUACUGUUGAGGGUACUCGAGGACUGGAGUUGGGAACACUGAUGUAGGGAAUGCUGAGCCCUUGAGGAGAGACUGACAUUACAUCAACCAGUCUCACAGCUCACAACUGGCCUUGACCAGCACAACUUGCCUGUUGACAACCCCCAUAAUGAAACAAAUGAAAGCUUAAUGUCUUCUAUAUGGGUAGUCAAUCUCUGACCCCUGUCUUCACUGUUUGUUUGCAGGGAUCCCAACAAGCCAGUUCCCCAGGACACCAAGUUCAUCCACACCAAGGCCAACCGCUUCGAGGAGGUGGCCUGGUCCAAGUACAACCCCCAUGACCAGCUGUACCUUCACAUCGGCCUGAAGCCUCGCAUCCGCGACCAUUACCGUGCCACCAAGGUCGCUUUCUGGAAGCACCUGGUGCCCCACCUAUAUAACCUCCAUGACAUGUUCCAAUACACCUCCACCACCACCAAGGUCCCUCCCCAGGACACCACCAACUCCAACGGUAAGAGGACUGGCACCACCAAGCGUCCGCCUGUCUCCACGGCCCACAGCAGUAACGGGGACGGGGAGGAGACGGGUCCUCUGAUCGUGGCUAACCCUAGAGAUUACUCCACUGAGCUGAGUGUCACCAUCGCUGUAGGCGCCUCGCUGCUGUUCCUCAAUGUGCUGGCCUUUGCCGCGCUCUACUACCGUAAGGACAAGCGCAGCCGUCAGGAUGGCCACGGCGGCCCCCAUCAAGCCAGUCCCCAGCGGCAGAGCAACGGCAACGAAGUGAGCCACACCACCAACACCAUCGACGAGAGCCUGUCCCAUCAGAUGACCCAGAGCAGCCAGAUGAACCAGUGUGACACCCUGCAUGACCUCCAUGAUCUCCACGACCUCCAUGACCUUCACGACCUUCACGACCCCCUGCACCUCUCCACCAACAUGGACUACACCAUGACCCUGCGCCGCUCACCAGACGACAUCCCCCUGAUGACGCCCAACAACAUCACCAUGAUCCCCAACUCCCUGAUGGGCCUUCCCAAUAUGCACCCCUACAGCACUUUCCCAGCCGGGUGCAACUCCACAGGCCUGCCCCACUCCCACUCCACCACCCGGGUAUAG